AGCAAAAGCAACAGAGCCGCGAUGGCCAACCGGGCCGCUUCCUACGUGCUCGCGGCCGUGUGCCUGCUUGUGCUCGCGGCGACGGUCGCGGAGGCGAGGCACCCGCGGCUCGUCCCGGCGGUGUUCGUGUUCGGCGACUCCACGGUGGACGUCGGCAACAACAACGACCUGAACAUCUCCGUCGGGGCCAGAGCCAACUACCCCAAGUACGGCGUGGACUUCCCCGGGUCGGUGCCGACCGGCCGGUUCAGCAAUGGCCUCAACACGGCGGACUUGCUAGCUCGGGCGCUUGGGUUUAAAAGGAGCCCACCGGCUUACCUCUCUCUGACGAAAAAGACCGUCACGCCCCAGAUGUACAAAGGCAUCAACUUCGCGUCAGGAGGGUCCGGGUUUGCAGAUGACACCGGCCGUUUUCUGUUUGGCGAGGUGAUCCCGAUGUCGAAACAGCUGGAGUACUUCUCAGGGGUUGUCAAGCACAUGACCAAGCUGUCAGGCGCGAAGAAGACCUCCAGCUUCCUCUGCAGGUCCAUCUUUCUCAUCAGCGCCGGCAGCAACGACAUGUUCGAAUACUCCGCGUCUCCUGGUCCUAGCGACGACUACAAGUUCUUGAGUGGCCUCGUUGCUGCCUACAAGCAGUCCAUCACGGCCCUUUAUGAGAUGGGCGCGAGGAAGUUCAGCGUCAUCAGCGUCCCGCCGCUGGGGUGCCUGCCGUCGCAGCGGCUGCGCCGGCUGAAGCAGAUGGGCACCCAGGGUUGCUUCGACCCGCUCAACGACCUCUCGCUGCGCUCCUACCCGAUGCUCGCGGCGAUGCUGCAGGACCUGGCCCGCGACCUGCCCGGCAUGGCCUACUCCCUCGCCGACGCCUUCACCAUGGUCUCCUUCGUCUUCGAGAACCCGCGGACCGACGCCUGGAGCUUCACGGAGCUGGAGGCGGCGUGCUGCGGCGGGGGCCCGUUCGGGGCUGCGUACGCGUGCAACGAGACGGCGUCGCUGUGCGCCGACCGCGACGGCCACCUGUUCUGGGACGCGGACCAUCCCACGCAGGCCGUGUCGCUCGUCGCCGCGCAGACCAUCUUCGCCGGCAACCGGACCUUCGUCAACCCCAUCAACGUCAGGGAGCUGGCCCUGCUGUGACUGUGAUUGAUUGGUUCCGCGCAAUUUUCUUGGGAUUCUCCGGGGCAUGCUUUGCUCCUGGUACGAAUAAGCAUUACUAGUCACACAGGACGGACGGGGUCAGCAGUGUUUGGAUACGUUUUUCCUAGUCACGUUUGGAUUAUAGUCUAAGCGAAAUUAUUUUCACUUCUUGUUUUUCGCUUCUCGUAGUUCAAAUCUGUAAAGCGGCUUACCACAUAAGCGAGAAUCGGUGAAAAUAAGCAAAACGUUUGGCAGGAUUUUCGCUUAUUUCCAUCCAUAAGGCGCUUAUAAGUGGAAACAAACAGGCCGUAGAGAUGCGCAUGGCCAGCC
This is a messenger RNA of Setaria italica (foxtail millet), 1464 nucleotides long. Its product is annotated as GDSL esterase/lipase At2g04570. Gene Ontology annotation, molecular function: hydrolase activity, acting on ester bonds. The record is from RefSeq and is a predicted model, not a curated record. The transcript is spliced from 5 exons. NCBI's taxonomy places the organism in Eukaryota, Viridiplantae, Streptophyta, Magnoliopsida, Poales, Poaceae. Bases 22 to 1134 code for a protein of 370 amino acids.